Messenger RNA from Magnolia sinica, 1907 nucleotides. RefSeq names its product transcription factor BIM2-like. The transcript has 10 exons. Gene Ontology annotation, molecular function: protein dimerization activity; DNA-binding transcription factor activity. Lineage: Eukaryota; Viridiplantae; Streptophyta; Magnoliopsida; Magnoliales; Magnoliaceae. Bases 250 to 1434 code for a protein of 394 amino acids. Gene Ontology annotation, biological process: DNA-templated transcription. The record is from RefSeq and is a predicted model, not a curated record.
ACCCACCACCCCAAGUGGCCAUAUCGCCCAACCGGUGCGCAGCUCAACAACCUCCCCCCCUUCCGCGCAGGUUAGUAAACACUCCACGUUAAUUAAAGCCCACCUAGGGUAUUGUCUGUUUUCUUUCCACAGCCGGCGGGAGAAGAAAUCAGAGCCGUUCCUUCACUUUUUCUCUCCACUCGGGCACCGGUCUCAGCUCUCUCUCAUCUUCUUCCAAGGCAGCAGUAGCAGAAGAAACUGGAGCUGUCGAUGGAGAUGUUGAGAUCUAACAAAGGGCUUACAGAAGACGAGGACGACGACGAUGAAGAUUACGUCAGGAAAGACGGUUCUUCUUCACAGAAAGGAGAUUCGGGUGCUAGAGGAGAUGGUAGGGGCAAUGAUCAAAGGGCAAACACGCCGCGAUCGAAGCACUCUGCAACCGAACAGCGUAGGAGGAGCAAAAUCAAUGACAGAUUCCAAAUAUUAAGAGAUCUCAUCCCAAAUAGUAGUGAUCAGAAGAGAGACAAGGCAUCAUUCCUUUUAGAGGUCAUUGAAUAUGUCCAGUUUUUACAAGAGAAGGUUCAGAAGUAUGAGACAGCAUUCCCUGGAUGGGGUCAAGAUAGCAUGAAACUGGCAACAUGGAAACACAGCCAAGGGGCAGGAGAGAAUACAGCUGACCAUUCUCGAGCCAUAAAGAACGGACCUAGUCCUGGGUUGAUGUUUGCCGGGAAGUUUGAUGAGAAUAUUGCUGCCGUCCCAGCAAUGCUUGCAAACAUGCAGAAUCCCAUUGAAUCCGACAGCUUGACUGCAGGCACUCCUUACAAACCUAUGGACCACAAUCCGGGUUUGGCUAGUAAGGCAGUUCCCACACCCAUGGUUUUGCAGCAGAACAUGUAUCCUUCUUCUAUUGGAAGCAGUGGGCUUGCCCAACCUCCACAAAGACCGAUGUCCGAUGCUGAAAACAUGGCUUCUCAGCCACAGCCGCAAGUAUGGCCAAGACAAUACCCGUCUGACAGUGAUGUGUUGAACGAACAGGAGGAGCUAAUGAUUGAAGGGGGCACUAUUCGCAUGUCCAGUAUAUAUUCUCAAGGGUUAUUGACUACUCUAACACAGGCACUGCAGAGCUCAGGCGUAGAUCUGUCACAAGCUAGUAUCUCCGUGCAGAUUGAUCUUGGGAAACGGGCAAUUACGAGACCGUCCACCACUAAGGAUCACGAGGACCCUUCAUCUAGUAACAGGUUGAUGUCACACUCGAGGGUGGCGAGCAGCGGUGAGGAUUCAGACCAAGCUCAAAAGAGGCUCAAGAUGGAUAACAUUUUCCUUUUCCUACUCUUAGGAGGCUUCCAUGAAAAUUUGAGAAGCUGCUUUUUCUUUCAAGGCUUCCAUUGUGUGAGAAUUACAAUGGCUGCAGUUGGAGCUUCCUUCAUUGUGGCUGAUGGCUGCUGCUCUGCCUGAUUGCAAUUGCUGUUUAGGAUGGAAGAAGCAAGAAAAUGGGAAUCUGCCUAAGGUUGUACCUGUUUUUCUGACCCACAUCCCAAAUGAUUAGGUUGCGUUUGGGUGCCACUUAAGAGUUCUCAUUUUAGGUAAUGUCAAUUACGAAUUAGAGAUCAUAGUUUUUUAUAACUCGUUGGUUAUACUUUUAAUCUCCACCAAAAAAUGUUUUUAUUUUUUAUUUUUUAAGUGGCACCCAGACAGGCCCAUAGACUGUUUGGAUGUACAAUCGGAUUGAAUUACAGUCGGCUCAGGUCAAUGAAGAGAGAAUGGAUGAAAUGGUGCCGGAAUGCAAUUCCCAUUGCUUGGGUCCGGCUUGAAAUGUACAAAUUUUCAGUUGGGAGUUUGGUUGACAUGAUGAAUUUGGAUGGCCUGCCCAACCGCAUUUCAGUCAUUUUUAGCUACAAGGAAUUGAUUGCAUUCAAUUAGAUUUUUUA